Molecule: messenger RNA, 1069 nt
Organism: Anguilla anguilla (European eel)
Lineage: Eukaryota; Metazoa; Chordata; Actinopteri; Anguilliformes; Anguillidae
Gene: ube2r2
Product: ubiquitin-conjugating enzyme E2R 2
Exons: 6
Coding region: 114-866 (250 amino acids)
Biological process (GO): ubiquitin-dependent protein catabolic process; protein polyubiquitination
Molecular function (GO): ubiquitin conjugating enzyme activity
Source: RefSeq, a predicted model, not a curated record
GCAGAAGUCGUGUGGGCGAGGCGUGAGCAGACAUGCGCAGUAUUAACCGGAAGCACCAAUAGAAAGAGAGAGAAGAGGGGAAAAAGAAGUGGCUGGGGCUCAGCGGGAUCGCCAUGGCGCAGCAACAGAUGCCGAGUUCGCAGAAAGCCCUCAUGCUGGAGUUGAAGUCCCUGCAGGAGGAGCCGGUGGAGGGCUUCCGCAUCACGCUGGUGGAGGAGUCCGACCUUUACAACUGGGAGGUGGCCAUCUUUGGACCCCCCAACACCCUCUAUGAGGGGGGCUACUUCAAGGCUCACAUCAAGUUCCCCAUGGACUACCCGUACUCCCCGCCCACUUUCAGGUUCCUCACCAAGAUGUGGCACCCCAACAUCUACGAGAACGGCGACGUCUGCAUCUCCAUCCUGCACCCCCCGGUGGACGACCCCCAGAGCGGAGAGCUGCCCUCCGAGCGGUGGAACCCCACCCAGAACGUCAGAACCAUCCUGCUCAGUGUGAUCUCCCUGCUGAACGAGCCCAACACCUUCUCCCCGGCCAACGUGGACGCCUCCGUCAUGUUCCGCAAGUGGAGGGACAGCAAGGGCAAGGACAAGGAGUACGCCGAGAUCAUCAGGAAGCAGGUGCUGUCCACCAAGGCGGAGGCGGAGCGGGACGGGGUGAAGGUCCCCACCACGCUGGCGGAGUACUGCAUACAGACCAAAGUGCCUUCCCACGACAGCAGCUCCGACCUGCUGUACGACGACCUGUACGACGACGACAUCGAGGAGGAGGAGGACGACGACGAAGACGCCGAGGCGGGGGGCGUGUGCGCCGACACCGCCGCCGACUGCUACGACGACGAGGAAGACUCGGGCAACGAGGAGUCCUGACCUUCCUCCGCCCUCCUCCCUCCUCCUCUUCCCCUCUCUCCCGUCCCUGAAAUCUUCCUCUUCCUGUACCCUCUGCUCCUCCCGAAACAAAUGCACACCCCUCGAACCCGUGUUCAGCCCGCUCGCCCUCUCUGUCCCGCUGUGACCUCACUUCCUGUUCCUCCCCAGAGCCCGCCCGUUCCAGCACGGUCUCAAAUCCACCA